Molecule: messenger RNA, 1739 nt
Organism: Baudoinia panamericana UAMH 10762
Lineage: Eukaryota; Fungi; Ascomycota; Dothideomycetes; Mycosphaerellales; Teratosphaeriaceae
Exons: 2
Coding region: 73-1482 (469 amino acids)
Biological process (GO): exocytosis; vesicle fusion
Cellular component (GO): plasma membrane; SNARE complex
Molecular function (GO): SNAP receptor activity; syntaxin binding
Source: RefSeq, a predicted model, not a curated record
AGCAUGUGCGCUUCCAGCUCAUCAGGCACGCUCUUUCACUUACAUUUAGUAUUGCGAAUCACGAUAUACAAGAUGCCUUUCGGUUUCAAGAAGGGCGAUAAAGGCGAGGAGACGAGUAGCUUAAGCACACAAAAGGCAUCGCUGUUCGGCAAGAGCAAGUUGUCGAAGUCGCCAGCGCCCUCAUCCGCCAACCCGUAUGCUGUCCCGCCUCCAUCGAGCGACCCAUACUCUCAGCAGAGCGCAAACCCAUACGCUUCACAGAACCCUGCGAACGAUGUAUACGCUCCAAGAUCGCAAACAUCUCUCUCACAACCACCAGCGUCCUCGUUCGGCAGCCUGACGCUCAAUAGUGAGCAGUCAGGGCCGCCGCCGUACGGCCGCAACUCCCCGGUUCCUAAUAGGAGUGAGAAGUCGCCCGUGCCGACAGGUGGUUACGGUGGUGGUGCUCCACGUUUCCCAAGCCGUAACAGUUACGGACAAGCGAACGGAUACGGAGACAGCAAUCCGUAUGGCGGACAGAAUGGAAGCGCCCAAUCACGAUACGGUGCUGGUGGGUAUGGCGGCCUUGGUAGACGGAUGAGCCAAGAGACAAUGACCACAGAUGCGGGUCGCGAGGCGCUCUUUGGUGAUGCUGCCCAAAGAGCACAGAGUGCCGAGCAGGAGGAGUCUUUUGCGGCGAAUGAGCAGUCCAGCGAUGCGAGCUAUGCGAAUGCGGAUAGUCAAGGCGCUGGUGGCAUGCCAGGGAACUACGGAUACGGCGAAGAGCGCGAAUUGACCGCCGAGGAGCGUGAGAAUGCGGAUAUUGAUUCGGCAAGGCUGUUGAUCAAGGAAACUAAGCAGAAAACCGUCGCUUCGUCGAGCAAUGCUGCCAGAAUUGCUGCACAAACGGAAGAGACGGCUCGUAACGCUCUUAUACGCCUUGGACAACAAGGCGACCACCUGCACAAAACAGAGGAGUACCUUGAUGCGGCCGAAUACCAGAACCGACAGGCCACUAGCAAAGCGAAAGAACUGAAGACGCUCAAUCGUAGCUUCCUCCUCGUGCACAUGGACAACCCUUUCCGUGGUAAAGCGCUCGACAACGAAGCUGCCAAGCGAGCCGGCGAAGCUCGAGCACAUGAGCGCGAAACUGCCGUAGCAACAUCCGCGGCCGCAUACAACUCGACGAUGCGUCAUCGCGGUCAAGCUACUGAACUACGUCCAGAGCCUGGCUCGAGUAGUCAACAGACACAGCGUAAUUACACGGAUCGAGCCAAGUAUCAAUUCGAAGCGGACAGUGACGACGACCAGAUGGAAAACGACAUUGAGGACAACAUGAAUAUUAUCCAUCAAGGUGUCAAGAACAUGAAGAAGAUCGGCAUCGCAAUGAGCCAGGAACUGGAGAGUCAGAACAAGCUGAUUGAUCGUAUCAGUGGUAAGUCUGACAAGGUUGACGACCAAAUAGCAAUGAACCGGGCGAGACUGGACAGGAUUAAGAAGUAGCUGCGACGGUUCAGUUUGUGGAUGGUAAUUUGUUCGGCGUAUGCGCGCUCGGCACUGCAGUUAUUAGGGCGUCUGGGAAUGUUCGCUACUAGAGCGUAUGGCAAAGACGUCAGUAGCACGUGGAAGAAAGUAGCACCGCGUUGUGGAGUCCCCAGGGUACGGGUCGCAAGCACUCUGCUCCCGCAGUGCUUCGUCUAAUCAGUAUUGCGAAAGCAUCGUACAUACCCCGUAACUGCUGCGAUUGGUUCAACUUAGCC